AUGGUCGUAAAACGUGCUGCGGACAGUGCGGACUCGCCAAUACUUGAGGAGGCCGGUGAGAGCGGCUCCGAACUGAAGCCCAAACCCCUCGUCAAAUAUGGCGAGCUUGUCAUACUUGGGUACAACGGAUACCUGCCCGCCGGCGAGAGGGGUAGGCGCCGCAGCAAGUUCGUGCUGUACCGACGGCCCGCCGCCAACGGGGUGCGCCGCUCGAAGCACUACGUGGUGAAGACGCCCCACAGCAGCAAGGCGAUCCUCGACGCCAGCCAGCACUCUAUAUCGUACACGCUCAGCCGGAGCCAGGCGGUCAUCGUCGAGUACACCGAGGACCCGGACACGGACAUGUUUCAGAUCGGCCGCUCGUCCGAGUCGCCGAUCGACUUCGUGGUGAUGGACACGGUGGCCGGCGACAAGAGCGGCGACACGAAGGUGCUGCAGAGCACGAUAUCGCGGUUCGCGUGCCGCAUCAUCGCCGACCGCAACGACGUGAACAACUGCCGCAUCUACGCGGCCGGCUUCGACUCCUCGAGGAACAUAUUCCUUGGCGAGAAGGCGACCAAGUGGACGGAGAACCAUGAGAUCGACGGUCUCACUACCAACGGCGUGCUGAUAAUGCACCCGCGCGGCGACUUCUGCGGCGGCAGCGCCACCUGCGGGCCGUGGCGCGAAACAUCCGUCGGCGGGGCCGUGUUCUCGCUGAGGGAGAGCCGCUCGGCACAGCAGAAGGGGGUGCCAUGCCAAGCCGAGACAAACGUGCUGAGGGACGGCACUAUGAUCGAUUUGUGCGGGGCAACCCUCCUGUGGAGGAGCGCAGAGGGGCUCAAGAAUUCACCGACGAAGCGCACCUUAGAGGCGCUGGUGGAUGAGCUGAACGCCGGCCGGCCGCAGUGCCCCGUCGGCCUGAACACGCUCGUGAUACCGCGCAAGCUCUCCGCCGCCCACCAGGACCUCAACCAGCCCUACGUCUACCUCAACUGCGGCCACGUCCAAGGCGAGCACUCGUGGGGCGCGGACGGCGGCGAGGCGGGGGUGCGCCGCUGCCCCAUGUGCCUCACCGCGGGGCCCGUGGUGCGCGUGUGCAUGGGCAUCGAGCCCGCCUUCUACGUGGACGCCGGCCCGCCCACCUACGCGUUCAACCCGUGCGGCCACAUGGCCUCCGAGAGGACCGUCAAAUACUGGGCGAGCGUGGACAUACCGCACGGGACGAACGGCUUCCACGCGAUCUGCCCCUUCUGCGCGGCGCCCCUGCAGGGCACUCCCGGCUACGUGCGCCUCAUUUUCCAGGACAACCUCGAC
Molecule: messenger RNA, 1296 nt
Organism: Iphiclides podalirius (scarce swallowtail)
Lineage: Eukaryota; Metazoa; Arthropoda; Insecta; Lepidoptera; Papilionidae
Source: the annotation of a GenBank genome assembly